This is a messenger RNA of Manihot esculenta (cassava), 939 nucleotides long. RefSeq names its product ATP synthase subunit d, mitochondrial. Gene Ontology annotation, molecular function: proton transmembrane transporter activity. Bases 279 to 785 code for a protein of 168 amino acids. Gene Ontology annotation, biological process: proton motive force-driven ATP synthesis. The transcript has 5 exons. The record is from RefSeq and is a predicted model, not a curated record. NCBI's taxonomy places the organism in Eukaryota, Viridiplantae, Streptophyta, Magnoliopsida, Malpighiales, Euphorbiaceae.
UAUGCAUAAUUAAUGAUUAUAAAACUAAUAUUUAUAUAAACACGUAUUUUCUUUUAUCUCGGCCUUCCUUAUAACCUUCAAUUUUUUUAGUGGAGUAACCAAACAAGGUCUUAGGGCUUUUUCCUUCCAUGCAAAACGACACCGCACGCUCCAUACAACAAUAAUAAAGGCUUCACCUCUGCCAGCGGCCCAGCGAAUGCUGCUGAGUGCUGACGCAUUCACGCGAAACCACUGUGUGAGAAGAACUGCGAAGUGGAAGUGAGGGAAACCGAGAGAAAAUGAGUGGAACCAUAAAGAAAGUCACAGAUGUGGCAUUUAAAGCAUCAAAGAGCAUUGAUUGGGAUGGGAUGGCGAAGCUUCUUGUCUCCGACGAGGCUCGCAAGGAGUUCUCAUCCCUUCGUCGUGCUUUCGAUGAGAUUAAUUCCACCCUUCAGACCAAGUUCAGCCAGGAACCUGAACCCAUUGACUGGGAAUAUUAUAGAAAAGGAAUUGGCUCACGCUUGGUGGAUAUGUAUAAAGAGGCUUAUGACAGCGUAGAGAUCCCCAAGUACGUGGACACAGUUACUCCAGAGUACAAGCCUAAAUUUGAUGCAUUGUUGGUGGAAUUGAAAGAAGCAGAGGAGAAAUCCCUGAAGGAAUCAGAACGUUUGGAGAAAGAAAUUGCCGAAGUUCAAGAGUUGAAGAAAAACCUCAGCACCAUGACUGCUGAGGAGUACUUUGCGAAGCAUCCUGAGCUGAAGAAGAAGUUUGAUGAUGAAAUCAGGAAUGAUUACUGGGGCUAUUGAUCAUAUUUAACCAUUCAUGGCUAUCAACACAACGGAGUUGUUCUUUUUUGCUAUAAUAAUUACCAACAAAUUAUUUCUUUCUAAUUUGUUUGCUCUCAUUCUGUAGAAUUAAGCUUCAAUGGUGUCAAUGGAAAAUGCUGGAUUUCCAUCUCAA